Molecule: messenger RNA, 1191 nt
Organism: Cyclopterus lumpus (lumpfish)
Lineage: Eukaryota; Metazoa; Chordata; Actinopteri; Perciformes; Cyclopteridae
Exons: 7
Coding region: 52-840 (262 amino acids)
Source: RefSeq, a predicted model, not a curated record
CAUGUCUUACUGCUAAAUUACAGCAGUCUCAAGUGGAAUGAAAAGGAAACGAUGAUGGUGUUUUAUUUCAUGCUGAUUCUCAUGAAAGUGGGCCGAUGCUCAGAUCAGAUCAUUGAGACGAGGACCGUUGCUGUUGGAAGUGAUGUGAGCCUGAGUUGUCCCCACCUGAGAAUUAAAGAACCAGAACCUGAUAUCUCUUCAGUCCCUCCAUCUGAUCCAGUCCGUCCAAGAGACUCCGUGACCCUGAAGGGUUCGGUCCUCUCUGACUCUGAGACCAAAACAUGUCCAGGAGAACACAGUGUGUGCUGUAUUAGAGCCGGGUCACAUCAAUACCAUCCAAGUUGUAAUGGAAACAGGGUUGAAGAACAAGAAGAGAACCCAGAGGGACUCUCAACAAAGAAAUGUAUCUCCAGCUUCUACAUGAACGUCAGCUGCUCUGGGCCUGGAUCUUACUACUGUGCUGUGGCUACAUGUCAGGAGAGGUGUCCUGGAAAUAGAUCAGAACCUGAGGCCGAAGCAGGAACAAGGAAUUCGCAGAAGGACAUCACAAUUAUCUUUCUGUUAUGUGUUGCUUUGGCUGCAAGUCUGAUUGUUAUUGCCAUUCUUAUUUAUUCAAUGAAGGAACUCAAGAAAAAAUCUUGUGGUGUUUGUGACGCCGCUGUUGUCCUGAAAACAAGUGUUGAGACGGCCAGUGGUCAUCAGCAGAGUCAGCAGACAGAUGAGGAUUUAUUGGUUUAUUCUGCACCGACCUUCUCUGCUAGAACAAAAGGCUCAAAUAAUUCAAAAACUGAGGAGGAAGAGAGUAUCUACACUGAUGUCAGGGCCCGAGGGUUGGAUUAACAGUCCUAACAUUGGGUUUUAUGUCUGUGGGAAGUUAAUUUCUCCUCUUGAGUUGGUAAAUAUUUUUUUAUUUUGGAUGAUUUAAAGAAGCAUGUAUUAUAUUUAUUUUAAGAUUAUAUUUAUCUGUUUUGUAAAAUGUAAAAAAAUAGUAUAAUAGCUGCAUGUGCGCUAAUGAUCCCAUAUUUAUAAGUGUGUGUUUCAUUGUGAGCUGUUAUUAAAGUUGUGAUUUUUCUAUCUGUCCCUUUGUAUGUCAUGUACUUUUAAAACAUCUACAGCACAUAACAUAACUGUCUGUGCAAUGCUAUGUAAAGAUAUUUAACUAACAGGAAUUAGUGGUUGUGGUGAUAUUCU